Molecule: messenger RNA, 3476 nt
Organism: Pteropus alecto (black flying fox)
Lineage: Eukaryota; Metazoa; Chordata; Mammalia; Chiroptera; Pteropodidae
Gene: FAXDC2
Product: fatty acid hydroxylase domain containing 2
Exons: 9
Coding region: 425-1684 (419 amino acids)
Biological process (GO): sterol biosynthetic process
Molecular function (GO): iron ion binding; C-4 methylsterol oxidase activity
Source: RefSeq, a predicted model, not a curated record
ACAAAUGAAGCUGGGACUCAGAGAGGUCAAGACCACAAAGCUGGUGGGUGGCAGCUCUCAGGAUGAAUGAAGACUUGCCUCCUUCUAGGAUCUCAGGACCUCUCAAGAGCACUUUCUUUAAAGGAGAUCAGCCAAGAGGGAGCCAUCAUCUCACACCCUCCGCAGUGACGGAAGUAAUAAAAAAAGAGAAAAUGAGAUCUUCUUGUCCAUGUAAACUUUUUAUGCACAUGGACUGCCUGCCUUCCGCCUUCCACAUUAUUUGACACCCACAUCCCUUACUGAAACCACCUCCCUCGGGACAGCGACAUUUUCUCAAGUUGAGGAAGAUGAAGAAAGUUUUUAAAAAGAAAAAAAAGCCUGGAGUUUGGCUAAAUGCGCUCUUUUAAGCUCCUGCUUAAACUGCCUAUUUCCUCUUGGCUUUAAGAUGUCCUUUGGCAAGAAGGGUGUUUUUGUCUACAGUCUACACAGACUGGUACUUUUUCUCUCAUCACGUGCCUGGCUUGGGCCAGUGGACUGCUCUGUAACACGAUCGCCGCGGCCAGCUUCUCCACCCACUCGGGUAACAAGGUUAGGUAGUUUCACGGAGAUAGAAGCUGCCAAGUUAGGGGCUGACAGAGAAGAGAAAGCAGGCUUGAACUGUGGCUGGGACCUUGGAGGAGCUGGGAAACAACCCGCUGUAGAGAUGAAGGGAGAAACUGGAAGUAAGCUACAUGAUGAGAAGCCAAAGCAGGAGGGACAUAUCUGGGGCUCCAUGAGGAGGACAGCUUUCAUCCUGGGCUCUGGCCUUCUCUUGCUUGUGGCCUUCUGGAACUCAGUCACAUGGCAUCUUCAGAGAUUUUGGGGUGCUUCUGGCCACUUCUGGCAAGCCCAGUGGGAGAGGCUGCUGUCCACAUUUGAAGGGAAGGAGUGGAUGCUCUUCAUGAUGGGUGCCACCCAAGUGCCCAGUCUGUUCUUCUGGAGCUUCAAUGGGCUUCUUCUGGUGGUAGACACAACCGGGAAACCCAGCUUCAUCUCCCGCUACCGAAUUCAGGUUGGCAAGAACGAACCGGUGGACCCUGUGAAACUACGCCAUUCCAUCCGCACAGUUCUCUUCAACCAGUUCAUGAUCUCUCUCCCCAUGAUGCUCGUCCUCUAUCCCAUCCACAAGUUGUGGGGAGACCCCUGCCGUCGAGAGCUGCCCACUUUCCACUGGUUCCUCCUGGAGCUGGCAAUCUUCACUCUGAUCGAGGAGGUCAUGUUCUACUACUCACACCGGCUCCUUCACCACCCAACAUUCUACAAGAAAAUCCAUAAGAAACACCACGAGUGGACAGCUCCCAUCGGUGUGAUCUCUCUCUACGCCCACCCUGUCGAGCACGUGGUCUCCAACAUGCUGCCGGCGAUAGUGGGUCCCCUGGUAAUGGGCUCCCAUUUGUCCUCCAUCACCAUGUGGUUUUCCUUGGCCCUCAUCAUCACCACCAUCUCCCACUGUGGCUACCACCUACCUUUCCUGCCUUCACCUGAAUUCCACGACUACCACCAUCUCAAGUUCAACCAGUGCUAUGGGGUGCUGGGUGUCCUGGACCACCUCCAUGGGACUGACACCGUUUUUAAGCAGACCAAAGCCUACGAGAGACACAUCCUCCUGUUAGGUUUCACUCCACUCUCCGAGAGCAUCCCUGACACCCCAAAGAAGAUAGAGUGAGAGGACCUGAGUGCCAUCCUGGCUGUACCCUCGGCAGUGGACUGAUAAGGUGGCCUGAGGCCUCCCGAUCGCACUUAAAGACUAGCUCCUUCAGCCACUCGCUAAUUAAUGACAGCACUGAGGGCUGGGGCAAGGCCGGAGGUCAGCUUCCAGGAAAUUCAGGGCCAGGGUUGGAGCCAGGACUCUCACAAUUGCCCUGUUGUCCCUCAAGGGACCAGGAGUUAGCUUAGGGAAUAGUAAAAAACUGCUCCCCAGGGAAGAAACCUCCUGGCAAGUUCCCAUGAUCCUCUGCUGUGACAGGGAAGAGGGACCCCAUAUGACUCCUGUGCAGGCAAGAUGUAGAAACUGGCAAAGCUGAUAAUGAGACUGGAGGCUACAUGGCUUCAGAGAACUCCUUCCGGUGCCAGGGACUGGAGAAACCAGAAGAUAAUGCUUUACUUCUUCCUGUCCCAAAAAGCUUUUCAAGUCAAGGCCCGGACACCCUGGCAAUAGCAACGGGGGCCAAGUCCCUACUGCUCCCUGCCCCUCCCCCGCCACAUAGUCUGUGACAAAGGCACCAUUUUAACUCUGACUCACUGCAAACGUUAUCCCCUUCUGAAAAGGAAAAUGUCAAUCACAGGAGCUCCUCCCUGGAUUGCAACUGAGAUAGGUGCAGACCAAACCCCAGUACAUUCAGCCAUACAUGGCAACAGAAGGCCAAACCCUAUGGACUUGCCCAGCUGGGGACCCUUUUAUCCACAAAGAGUCAAAGUUGCUGACCUUUGGGGACACUCGGCUGAAGCCCCUGAUUAGCCUCUCUGAAGCAGGACCAGAGGCUAGAACCCUCUUCCUUCAAUGAGAAUGCAAGAAAAACUUGGCUUAACAAAAGGACAAAAUCCUCAUUUAACCCCAAACGAUUAGUCAGUUGUUUCGACACCAUUUAUUCAGGGUGAUUUUUAGCAGUGAUGCUUUUCAAAUGAAAUCUUACCAGGGACUUUAUUCUAAAACCAGAGCUGCUUAGGGUUGCAGUCCCCGCCCCGGCCACUGACAUUGCCAGGAACCCUGUGGUCCCAAAGAACAGUCUGAGGACCACUCUGAUUUGAAAGGCCACCCUUGUCAGUUACUCAAUUCGUAUACGUACCUGGGUCUAUUCCUGAACUUUCAGUUCUCUUAUGUCAUAACCAUCCACUAUAGUUUUAUAAAAAAUACUUUAACAUCUGAUAUGACCAAGUCUCCAGGUAGAACCAUCAAAAAGGACUAUUUCCACAGGAACCCAGAGGACCUGCCCAGUGGGCCGACCGGGCACUUACCAGGAAGCGUCCUCUCUGGCCUUCCAAAGCCCCACCCCCCUACCCACUUCUGGCACUGGUGGACCCGGCCCCUCCCUGGGACAUCUUUGCCCUUAGCUUGAAGUACAACCUCUGGAUCAAUGUUAUUAAGUUAUCACAACUGCUGGCCUAUACCCAUGACCUGUUCCUACAGAUUUGGGCAACAGCCCAUCAUCUUCAGAAUACUUAUGGUUAGGAAACGAGGAGCUUGGUGAAAGAAUAAGAAAGGAAACAUGUUUUCCCCUUAAGGUGUUUAGAUUUUGAAAUUACUGCAGGGAACGUUGGGAGACAAGAGGCUGGCCUCCUCUCACCUCUUUCAGCAGGCCAGUGGUUGGGGUUGGGCCCCGUUAGAGGGGCCCAGCCCUAUCCUCUUCUGCAUCAAAAAGAAGGACCUCUGAGGUUGGUAAACAAAUACGGUCUCAAAUUCCCAGCAGAAAUGUGAAAGGGUGGAAGCAUGGAAAAUAAACUGUCUCCUUUUAACUCUA